AUGCUAUUGUGGCUUCUAUUUUUUCCAUUUCUUCUUGAAAUCUCUUCAUCAUUCUCCUCAAAAGUCACCCUCACUGAUCCAAAUGGCGGAUAUUUCUAUUCACCAGAAUAUCAUUCCGAUUAUCCAAAUGAUCUAUCAACGACAUACUCAAUUUCGGCACCCGAUGGUUAUUACAUUCGAAUCACAUUUUUGGUCUUUCACACAGAACAGAAUUAUGAUACGCUCACUAUUUAUGAUGGAGAUUCAUCCGAUUCAAAGCUACUUGCUAGAUUGAGCGGUUCACGAAGUGGCACUGUUUUGGUGACAUCGGGCAACAAUGUCUACAUGGAUUUCGAGACUGAUUUAGCUGUGAAUGAUCGGGGUUUCUAUGCAAAAUAUGAAGUGUUUCUUGUCGGAACAAAUCCGCAAGAUCUCCAUGGAUGUCCCCAGUCUAACUACGAAAGUGCACAGUUUUUGGGAAUAACUUCACCAAACUGGCCGCGAAAUUACACGGAACUUCUCGAUUGUGGCUAUCACAUCAAAGUCGAUCCUGGGUAUACGAUUCAUCUAAUGAUUGAAGCCUUUCAAACGGAACACUUUGAUUAUCUCCGAAUUUACGAUGGACCCAAUGCAGACGCAAAUCCGAUUGCUGAACUCCGCGAUUCCCCAGCCACUCCAAUCGAUUUCACUUCAACAACAAACGAAAUGUACAUGUUUUUCUCAACCGAUCUCCUCUAUACGGAUAUUGGUUUCGCCGGUGUUUUCUGGCCUGUAUCAGCCGAUAAAUCAAAAGCCAAGCUCUCAAAGGGAAAUCCAAUCAAGGAAACCGUUCCGAAGAUCUUUGAUUCACCAAAAAUCUCAUCGCUUUUCCAUUUGAGACCGGCUAGACACCUAUUGAUACCG
Molecule: messenger RNA, 882 nt
Organism: Mesorhabditis belari
Lineage: Eukaryota; Metazoa; Nematoda; Chromadorea; Rhabditida; Rhabditidae
Source: the annotation of a GenBank genome assembly